This is a messenger RNA of Penicillium arizonense, 1218 nucleotides long. RefSeq lists its product as uncharacterized. The record is from RefSeq and is a predicted model, not a curated record. Bases 1 to 1218 code for a protein of 405 amino acids. The transcript has 7 exons. Lineage: Eukaryota; Fungi; Ascomycota; Eurotiomycetes; Eurotiales; Aspergillaceae.
AUGUACUCGGCGGCUGUUGAGGUAGGCCCACCGACUCCGGCCUUAGACCCCGGCUAUACCCUGCCACCCUGGGUACCUGACUGGAGCACAGCCCAGUCUGCCUGUCUGCUGCUACAUGAUGCGCUUGGCCCACAGCGCGCUACACAUGCUACAGCGCAUAGCAAAGCCUUGCCGCAAUUUAUCGACACUGGUAGCCCGACGCUGCUCCUACACGCGCACGAGACGAUAUAUUGGUAUUACACGCCCCUUUCAUGCGACCCGGUGCGCCGUCUAGGCGCCUCUGCGUUUGCACAAAAUUCGAAAGCUGCUGCAACCUCGUCGGCCCCCGACCGCGCCAGCCGCACCAGCAACUCGCCCAGCUCACGCGACUUAUCCAACAUACCAAUGCAAGAACUAAACGUCUCCAGAGUCAUGGUGAUCAAUCACAUCGAUACUCGUCGUUCGGGCGGCAUGCAUACAGUAGCUCAGCUUGCAGCUCGACAGCUAUGGGGCGCAGCAUUGUGCACCCAUUCAGGUAUCUGCCAGUGGGCUACCAUGAACAUGGCGAAGCUCCUCAUUGUCUUGUUACUGUUCGCAUCGACUGCUUAUGCUGCUCCUAAUCAUUUUCGACUGUGGUUCCCUCAAUAUCGCGACCCAUUCGAACGCUACAUGAAAAACUGUAUGACCACAUAUGACGCGUACCAAAAGAACCUAUCUUGUCAUCCAGUCAACUACGGCGGCUGCCAAUCCGGACGAAUGGUUCAUUGUCUUCUAAGUCAAGCCACCGAAUCUUUGAAAGCAAACAUGGCCUCUGCCGGCGUUAUUUUGGGCCUCCUUCCCACUACAUUGAGCCUUGUCGGGUCAACCACUGUUGAGACUGGUCUUUUGGCCCUUCGACGACCUUUCCUAUCACUACUCCUAGCGUGCGGGACCCCGGCGGUGUCUCCGGUCCGAUCUUUCGAGUAUCGGGAUCCGAUCGACUUACUUCGAAGGACACCCACUACCAUCGACAUACCGAAAUUCAAUCCGAUGUCGGCAACGGUUAUAGUUAUCUUUCAGUACAUCUUUGCGCUUGCGGCCGUGGCCAACUUGGCUCACGUCAGCUGGGAAUUUGGUGCUCCAUUACCGCUGCCAAAGCUCAAAGUCGAGUCCAAACGAACGCGCCUGGGCAAGGAGAAUCAAAACGGAGUUGAAACUGAAUGUACAACACUCAACCACGAUACUUCAUAUCCGAAAUGA